AUGGCUCCCUACCCUAAUCAUUCUAUCACAAAACCAGAAAUUAAAAUAGGUUUAAGACUUGAUGAUAAUUAUGCUGACACCUUAUUAACAAGAAUCAAAAGUUUAUUACGUACAACUUCAUGUUUUCCAGGAACUCAACCAAUAGAUUUUAAAAAAUGUCAUUUUGAUCUAUUAGAAUCAGAAGAAUAUUAUGUUAGAGAUAAAACUGAUGGAAAACGAUAUAUUAUGUUUUUUACAGCUGUGGACGGUGGUACAGCAUUUAUGAUGGACGAAUUAAAUAAAUUUCGAACAUUGACUGGGUUCAAGCUACCAUUACGUAAUAACCUUAAUCAGUUUCAUAAUGAAACCAUGAUGGACGGAGAGAAAUGUCUAAGGUAUUUGAUAUUUGAUCUAAUGGUGUUGAAUGGGAAUGUCUUAAUCGAUAAACCUUAUAAUAAGCGAAUGGGCAUGCUCAGACAAGAUGUAAUAGACCCAUUGAAUACCUUACUACAGAAAAAUUUAGAUAUUAAGAGCAAAAUGCCCUUCACCAUAGAAAUAAAAACCAUGGAUUUAUCCUACGGGCUUAGUAAUACUUUACAAAAAAUCUCAACUUUAAAAUACGGUAAUGAAGGUCUAAUAUUUGUCCCUGUAAAUCAUCCUUACGUACCUGGAAGAAGCGAGAAAUUGUUAUUAUGGAGGCCAGUAAAACAGAUAAAUGUAGAUUUUAAAAUAAAAACAAUUAUUCAGAAUCAAAGAGAUAAAAAACCAGUAUUUCAUAUAAUGAUUGCGGAUAAAAAUCAAUAUAAAAAAAUUGACCAAUUAACGUUAGAACCUUCUAUUGAAAAAGAGUAUGACAAGAAUUGGGAAACUAGAAUUCAAGAACAAGGCUACGCACCACAAAAACGUAUUGGUGGAUGGAGGUUUAUAAAAUUUUGUCCUGAUAAGCAGACAGCCGAUACCGAGCAAAGUCUGCAGGAAACAUUACAAGCUAUAGAGAAUGCUGUGUCAAGAGAAAUGUUAGAAGAGCGAUCAUCUGUCAUAAGGAAUAAUUGGAAGGUUAGACAACCUUCAAAAACAAUAAACUAUUCUUGCCCGCCUGUGAUAUCACUCGAGUCUAGAAAUUCUAGUUCUAAUUCUGAGUCAAGUUCGUCCGCUUUCCCUUCAACUACCAUCCCACAAAGCAUCCCAACACCAAUGAAGCCAAUAGAAUUGGUUCAACAAGCACAAGAUUCUAAAUCACGUGAAUCAAAAUUUCCUACUGAUCAGCAGCAUAAUUAUUUAGAAAGAUGCGUAAUAAAGCUUGAUCAAAAAAAUCAUGAAAGUUUUAAUUCAUCAGAAAAAUCAACUACUUUGGAUGAAAAUUCGCAAAAUUUUAUUGUUAGCUUAACAUCUAAAGAAAAUUCAUCCAAAGAUAAUUCAAAUUUUCCAGAAAUGCCUACAAAAGAUAUGAAAAUCGAGCUUAAAAAUAAAAUAAUAGCAAAACAAGGCUCCUCGUUUGUUAAUAACAAUAUUAGCAAAAUAUCAUUUGAUAAUGAGUCAAUAGCAAAUGUGACUGAAAAGGUAAAAAAAGAUGGUACUGAAGAUAAGGAAGGAAAUAUAAGGAAUAAGAAUAAUGUUGAAUUAGAGGAAAAGAUAGGUGAUUUUGUAAAAGAUGACGGGAAAACACACACUAACAUGAACAAUACCAAAUCAAUUGAAAAAAAAAUGACUAAUAACGAUAUUCAUGACGCCGAAGAAAUCGAAAAUUCGGAACCAAAAAAUUCUUUUAAGAAUUUAGAAGAACCUUUUGAUUUCCCAAAAGGAUUUGAUGGAAAAGCAGUUCAAAGUUCGAGCAAUGAAGAUUAUGACUCAAUAGAUGAAUUAAUCAAAGAGAAGAAAAGAAGAUCAAGAAGACCAAAAGAAAAUAAUGAGACAAACUCAAAUUCUGAAAUAAGUGACGAAAGUAGCCAAGAAAAAUUAUCGGAAAAGGAGGAAUUCUAUGAUGAAAGUUGGGAAGAAUUUAACGAAAGCAAUACUAACGUCGAUAAUAAAAAUACCAAAUCAACAACAAAUCAACAAAAGCAACCAUCUCAACAAGAAAAUUUAAAAUUAAUUUCAAAUUCCCCCGUCACAUCGAGUAAUCCCACCUUUAAUACCCCUUUAAAACCACACAAUUUAAACAUUCAACAACAAAAAAUAUUAGGUUCAGAUAGUAAUUUUUCACAAGAAUCUAAUUAUAAUUUAUCACCUAAAUUACAAAAUUUAAAUAUCACACAAUCAAUUGCCAACAAAGAGAGUAAUGAUUCACAAUCUCUUCCGCAAAGCACUCAUGGUACAAAACUAUCAAGACCUGAAAUUUCAACGAUGACAAUAACAACCAAAGGUAAUGGUUUUGAAGAAUUAUUUCCUUUGUCAGAAAAGGACAUAUUAGGUCAUGAACAUAAUAGCGACCUUUCAGAAUUUCAAGGAACACAAUCAACAACACCACAAACAAAUUCGAAAUUUCAAAAAAAUAUACAAGAUAAUAAUUUGACCCCCAAACCUAGUAUUGAAACGUCAAAUCAAACAUUUGGUAGGAAGAGAUCUUUAAACAUCGACGCGAUUUCAAAAUCGUCGUAUCAAGAAGGAAAUUUUUCGCCACAAUCAACACUUUACGAUUUACAUCAUCAUUCUCAACAUAAAGUUUCGACUACUUAUGGGCACGAGUCAAUACGAAAAAUUUCACAAAGCGAAGAAGGGUCACAGUCUGCCACCCAAAAGCAAUUUCGAGACAAAGUGCAAUCAUCUUUACAACAAAACAUCACACUAGCACCCGAGUUAAAUAUUUUAAGUUAUAACACUCAAAUACAUCAAAAUUCACCGCAAGCGCGUCAUAAAGAUAAAUCGUUUUCAGAAAAUAAACAAUGGGAAUCAGAUUUAAGACAAGAUUUCAGUCCAACAGAUAUACAACAAACACAAUUGCCGACAUUUUCUAACUCCAGAACAUUGCGUCGGCAUACUUUAUCCUCUGGUAUAAAUACUCAUCGAAUCCUUUCAAGUGCUCUGGAUAACAACCAUCAAAAUCAUGCAAAUCCUUCUAUGUCACAACGGCCAGAAUUUUUACCAUCUACACAACCAAUAAACAUUAGGCAAGAAAUUAUGUCACCAAAACAAUCAGAAAACCAGAGACAAAUAAAUCUAUCAUCACCUCAACCAAUACAAACAAAUCAAAGACAAAAAUCCUAUCCGCAAACAGAUUCAUCAAAACUUGUUUACAGUUUAUCAUCGCAAUCUUCAACACCCGUGCAAAGGUUUUUAUUGCCAGAUACAUUCAAAGAGUCCUCUUUUCCUGUUCAAAUUCAUCAAAGUUCAUCAACGAUUCAUCAUUCUAACAAUUUAAGUUCACCACCACAACAAGAAAUCUCGCAAACUGUCAAAGCUUCAUUACCACAAAUAACGUCAAGUCAACGACCUUUACCACAAAAACGUAAAUCAAAGGGCGCACUUGAUUUUAUAUUAAAUGAAGGAUCUGGAUCGACUAAUGACGAUAAUGGAUCAACUAACAAAAAGUCAUUGUUGGUUGGAAUUUUUCCUUUUAAUAAUUUUAUCGAAUCUUCUUCUUCAAGCUUCUUACACUAUUGGUUAGGUUUUGAGCUUUUGUUUUAUUUUUAUUUUUUACUAACAAAAAGUCGUUUACAAAAACUAUUGGAACCUGUAACUUUGAGAAAAGAUCAACGCACCAAAAUUUUACACGAUUGUUUACAAGAAAUUGAAGACUUCAAAACUUGGAUUGAAGGUUGGUUUAAAGUUGGUGAUAGAAAAACCACCUUUGAUCAAAUUCACAGGUUAAACUUUGCAGAAUGUUUUUUUGGAUGUGGCUUUGAUCAGAUACAAAAUAAAGAACAUGAAAAUGAAAUCAUAGAAAUUAUCAGUUUAAUUGAGAUCAGUAAUAAUAUCAAAUUCCCUGAAGGUUAUAAUCCAAAUUGUAAAUGCAUCAAAUUAACUCUCGAUCCUGUUAAAGCAAUUCCUAGACCUUUUAUUUACUAUAUGGUAUGUGUUGAAACUCGAUUGUGCGGAUUUGAACAUAAAAGUUGUAAAGAAAGUAUCUUGAAUGGUUAUUGGUCAAGCACACUAGAAUUUGACAUUCAAGAAGAAAACUCUCUUUCAUCACUGUCUAAAAUUAGUUAUUGGUAUUUCAAUCCAAGUAACAAAAAAAGAAAAAAGAAAGCUCCAAUUGUUUUCAUACAUGGCGUUGGAGGAUUGUUCUGUUAUUUCACAUUUAUCAAAAAGUUACGGAAAUUAAAUAGACCUUUAUUUCUAGUUGAAUUGCCUUAUGUGUCAUUCCAAAUGGUCGAAGAUGUUCCAAAAAUGCAUGAAACUGUAGAAGAGAUUGAAAGAAUGAUAAUUUCUAAAGGUUAUUCUUCUGCAAUAUUUGUGGGUCAUUCUUUGGGCACAAGUGUUUGUUCUUGGAUGAUUAAGGAAGCACCAAAAAGAGUUAAAGGUUUAGUAUUGGUUGAUCCAAUUUGCUUCCUAUUGCAUCAUUCUGAUAUUGCAUUCAAUUUUGUAUAUCGAAAACCUGUUUCUGCAAGUGAGUAUCUAACUGCACUUUUUGCAUCAAGAGAAUUGUACAUAUCACAUUAUUUCUCGAGACAUUUUCAUUGGCACGAAACUGCAUUAUUCAUCUCAAAGCAAAAAAUCUUUCGCAAAAAUGCAUUCAUUUAUUUAUCUGAACUAGACAAUAUUAUUCCUUCCGAUAAAGUUUACAAAUAUUUAAGUGAUAAAAAAGUAUCUGUAAAUAUGAUGUCAGGAUUAGAUCAUGCAAAUUUCUUGUUUAACACAUAUUGGGUUGAUAAGAUUAUUAAUGAUAUUUUAUAUUGCUGCGAUAAUUGUGAUUCGGCAAGAAGAAGUUUUUAA
Molecule: messenger RNA, 4851 nt
Organism: Entrophospora sp. SA101
Lineage: Eukaryota; Fungi; Glomeromycota; Glomeromycetes; Entrophosporales; Entrophosporaceae
Source: the annotation of a GenBank genome assembly